Molecule: messenger RNA, 621 nt
Organism: Geodia barretti
Lineage: Eukaryota; Metazoa; Porifera; Demospongiae; Tetractinellida; Geodiidae
Source: the annotation of a GenBank genome assembly
AUGAACGCGGUUUAUAAUACUCGGGCACUCAACCGCGAUCAUGACUUCCUCGAAGAUUACGAGGAUAUCGACGAUGAAGCAGACGUUGAUGACCAAUUGAAUCUGUUACAGUUGAACAACUCCUUCUUUUGGACAUAUAACCUCUCGGAAAGCUGGAACCUGACCCUUGCGGAUGUCUUCACCUAUGGAGAGCAGGAUGAACGCUAUAUAACACCUCCGAAAGAGGAAGAUAGCUACGAUUUUGAAACCCAAGCGUUGACGAACACCGUCGUUGCAAAUCUGAAAUUUAUCACAAAUCCCAAUGCCUACCACUACAAGGAAGUCAAUCUUUAUGCUGAACGGAUUGAUGGUACAACAGACCUUUAUCAACAAGCACUCUUCCCAAAUCUGAACCGCCAAGGUCAGGAGGGAGAAGGUGAUGCGAGUUCUACAGCUUUUGGGGUGAAUUGGGACGUAUUCACGGAUGUCAAUCUGUGGUUGGAAUACACGGAUUUGAAUCCGGCGGAGACGAGUCGUAAUUUUGUGCGUCGUUAUUUUGAUGCUUCGGGUAAUCUCUACGAGGUCUUUAGCAGCAGCAACCGGGCGAAACAGUUCGUGGGUGAAUUGACGGUUAAGUUUUAG